This is a messenger RNA of Thamnophis sirtalis, 6743 nucleotides long. Lineage: Eukaryota; Metazoa; Chordata; Lepidosauria; Squamata; Natricidae. The record is from RefSeq and is a predicted model, not a curated record.
UUCUCUUCCCUGAUGAGGAGAUGAUAAUUUCCUGUCCUAAGACAAGAUUCCUUUUUCCUAUAUUUCUGCUCCAGUUAGCAGUGGCUGUCUAGGAUUUUCAGCAGGAAGAAAGGUUUUCCUCCAUUCUGCUACUGAAGGUGGCAGUGCUUGAGUGGUGGCCUUUGUCAACACUGUUUUGCUGCGUAAAACUAGCCUUGCUCAUAUUUCAGGUCAUGUCCUUAGACGCAUUUGCAGGGAAGCCAGUAGAGCAAGUCUUUGGGGCAGAAAGGUAGGUCUCCCAUCUUCAAAGAAAGAACAGAACUAUUUAAUUAAUCAAAGCAGGGCUACCCUAUGACAUCAUAAAGUAAGUUAAAUAAUAUGCAUUGCAAAAGACAUCCCUUCUUCAACUAAGGGCAGAAUGUAAAACAAUUCAGCUGCACAACAAGAUGGUUUGCCCAUUAAGUGCCCCUCUGGCUGAUUUAGCACCAAAUCAUAUUUCUUGCAUGAUCAACUGCUUCCAUUUACUUUACAGCCCAAGUGACUAAGAUGGAAGAGGUGCAGUCCCACCCCAGCGUAGUUUUCCUGAAUGUGGCCUCAAGUUACAUACCCCACGCCAAGGUGGAGUGCCACUACAAUCUGCCACCUGGCAUGAAGCCAUCAACCAGAGAUUGGAUCGGGAUCUUUAAGGUGGAUGCUUCUUCGGUACGUGACUAUUAUACCUUUGUGUGGGGCAUAAUGCCAGAUGGUGGAGCUUCUGAAGGAACCCUCCAUUGCAGUGUCCAGUUCCAAGCCAGCUAUUUACCUAAGCCAGGACCGCAGCAAUAUCACUUUCGCUAUGUGGAUCGCCAUGGAGAGGUGCGUGGCCAAAGUUGUUCUUUCCAAUUCAGCGAACCCCGUCCCAUGGAUGAACUCGUCACUCUAGAGGAGGCCAGCGAUGAAGGAGGAGGAACUGACAUGCUGCUGGUAGUUCCCAAGGCCACUCUACUUGAGACUCAGCUGGAAGAGAGCCGUCAGGAACAAGGAGCCCUGUUGCGCGAGUCCUGCCGCCUGAAGGAAGAGGUUCAAGAAUUGAGAAGCCGCGCAGCAGAUCUAGAAGCAGCACUUAGCUCCUUACGUGAUGAGCACAGCAAGCUGGCUGCACAAUAUAAGGAAUUGUCAAAUUCUUACACGGAAAUCUCCAAGCAGAGAGAUACUCUAAGCAUUCAAGAAACUGAGCACUUGGCCCGAAUCCAGGAACUGGAGAGCGAUAUCCAGGGGAUUGGAGAGAAGAUGCUUCAGAGGGAGACGGAAUUAGACAGGGUGAAAGAUACAGUGAAAUCACUUCUGAGGGAGCAGGAACACAUCCACCAUCAGCUCAAAGAAGAGAAUGCUGAGAAAGAGCAGUACCAGGUCAAGCUGCAGGCUUCCAAGGAGGAGAGCCGUAGCCUGGCCUCUGACUUGCAAGAAGCCAAGACUCGUCACGGCGAGAAAAUCUCCCAGGCUCUCAUGCUGCAGGAAGAUAUUCAGAAGUUGCAGCAGAAGCUGGCAGCUGCUAACCGCCGCACAGCACAGAUGGAGUCCUUGUGUGAACAGUUACGCACCACACAGGACGUUCUGGCUGCCAGCCAGCAGAAAGUGGCUCUUUUAGGGGAAGAGCUAGCCAGUGUGGCCUCCAUCCGAGACCGCACCAUCUCUGAUCUCCACAAGAGCCGCCUUGAGGCAGCUGAGGUGAACAUCAAGCUUGCUGACAUGACCCUCAAGUGGAAGGAAGGCAAAGGCCAAUGGUGGAAGGAGAAAGCCAUGCUGUUGCAGAAUGUAGAGGCCGAGAAAGAUAAGAUCCUGAAGCUGAGUGCUGAGGUUCUCCGUCUUGAAAACAACUUGCAAGAAGAAAGGGCACAGCGCCAGGGGUUGCGUAUGGAGCUGGUACAGGAACGGGAUGCCAGUCUGGUUCAAGUCUCCGAGAGCCGCCGAGAGCUACGGGAACUGCGGGCUGCCCUGCAGGUUAGCCAGAAGGAGAAAGAACAACUGCAGUCCGAAAAACAGGAGUUGCUGGUGUACAUACGCUGCCUUGAAGAACGUUUGGACAAAGUAGCAGAUGAGAAAUGGAGUGAAUCGGUUCUGAUUGACGAAGAGGAGAGAGCUCUGGAUACUCCUGGCUCCCUGGACUCCCUGUCUGAUUCUGAGGAUGAAUGCCCUGAGGACAUGCGCCUGCCCGCCCAGCUCACUUCUUACCGUCUGUGUGACACCCGGGCAGUGACCACCACGCCUCCCUGUGCCCAUGGGUUAUCUCACACAGUGGUCAUCAGCCAGCCUGCUCCUAUUGCUAGUCAGAUCAAACAGCUGCCCGAGGAUUCCAGUUCUGACUCGGAAGCUGAAGAUGAGAAGGCAGUUCUGAUGGCAGCUGCUCAGAGUGGGGGCGAAGAAACCAAUCUACUCCUUCCAGAACUGGGUAAUGGCUUCUGUGAAGUGGCCAGCGGGCUGACAGGGCGGCAGAUGUCAGAACCAUCCGGAAUGGGCGCAUCUCCCUUGGACCUGCCCUCUCCAGGCUUUUGGAAGGAGUGUCCCAUCUGCCACGAGCGCUUCCCACCCGAGAGUGACAAGGAAACCGUUGACACGCAUGUGGACGGGCACUUCUUUUUCAGCACCCACGACCCCUUCACUUUUGAAUAAGCUUCUUGUCUCCAUCACCACCACCAUCAUGCCCCCUUGUUCCCCCCCCCCUCUGUCAUUUCAGUAGGAUUCAGGCUGGUUCCUUCCCUCUCUUCUUGCUUCCAUGGGGAGUUUCUUAUUAUCCUAGCACAAUUCUGUCGUUGGUUCAUUGACGGCUGUAAAAAAACUGUUGUCUUCCAUGGACCUUUUCCAAGGUAGAACAGUCAGAGCCACUUUGCAUCAGGAGUUGUAUCCUCAGGGAUGGGGACUAGGUGAUAUUAAACAGUAGUGGGGUGGGCUGUGUAUUGCCACAGAGCGGUAGUUGUCCAGGCAUUUUGUAUGAUCUUUUACAGAUAUCCACAAUGACUUUGCCUUCUUGUUUGCCUGACAAUGUACCGGUGCUGCAAAAUUCUUGAAAAUGCAUGUAUCCACAAAACCUAUCAAAUAUGUGUAGGUCCUCCCUGCGCAUCUGCCCAGAAGCUUUAUGGUCCCUAUGCAAGGAAAUCCGCUGUUUUCACACUGUCCAGUGACGAUCAGAUCUCCUCACUAUGGAAGGUAAUGAUAAUCUGACCUUUGCCCUGAAAGGACUCUGUAGGUUUUAUAGAAGUUCAGGAGCAAUUGCAAGGGAGAUAUGAUCAUAGCGCUUAGCACAUAGGCUUAUUUACACAUGCACACACACGCACGCACGCACACAAAAUAGUGCUUUACAGCUAUACAGCACUCUCUUGGGCUGUUUACAAUGUUGGCCUAUGGUCCUCAACCACCUGGGUCCUCAUUUUAUUGACCUUGGAAGGAGGGAAGGCUGAUUGAACUCCCUCAGGAUUAAACUCCAGGCUGUGGGCAGAGUUUGCCUGCAAUACUGCCCUCUAACCACUGGACCACCGGGUUUGCUCAAUAACAAGCAAAUGGAGACAGAAAAAGAAGAGGUUUCAGUUUCCUGAUCCGUAGCAGCUGAAUUGAGAUGAAUGGGAAAGGAAAGUCUUGAAAAGUUGUGUAGGUAUUGAGGCUCCAGUCACCCAUGCAGCACCAUAUUUGGUUUUCCUAUUAUAAGGACUGCUGAUCCCUGGCCUCCAGGCUUAAUAAGAUUACUUGUGGCUGAUUUCAGCUGGAAUCCAGCCAUACCUGGGCACAAAUUCUGUACCCCUGGAAUUAACCAAAAGUCAGUAUUUGGGAAGUUCUCAAAUUAAGGAUAUAAAUUCCUUGGUUAUAAAUAGUUGGGUGAAUUUAUAUCUACAAAAUAAGUGUUGGGGGGGGAGGAAGAGUCGGGGGGGCAAAAAUGUCCAUGUUUAGAGGGUACUUCCCUCUCUUUUCAGUGUUAAAUGCAGGACAGCAGAAGAAAGCUUGGCCCACCCAUAGUUUAACUCAUCAGUAUGUAAAAAGAAAGAAAACAAAUGAAAUGCAAAUGAACAGAUUGUCUAUUGGUUUAGCUACUGGUAACUCUUCCAACAAAACCUCAAAAGGAUUUUAUUGCUUAUAUUUAUAUAUUAUAUGGCAAUGUAUGUGGGCUUUUUAAAAUAAAAGCUAAAGCAACCAGACUCGCAGACAUGUAAAUUAGAAUAAAAUAGUGAAGAGAUACCAUAAAAUCUUUUUCUGCAUGUCUCAUCACCACGAGGGAACAAAAUUAUACAAAUUCACAGGCAAGGUUGUUUUUCUCCCUUAAACAUGAUCAAUAACUUUCCUAAAUGUGGCUGUUACCUUUACAUAAAUGAUGAAAGGCAAGUUUAUUCUGUUGUAAUUCCCAUUCUCAAAUAUUCAACAAUAUUAUUUAAAGUGGAGAAGGAGAGACAUUACAGUAAUGUACAGUAACUGCCAUUUCUUUCAGGGAAUGGAAAGUGGUGAGGAAGGAUAUACCUAAGCGAUAUCUUUAAAUUAGAAAUUAAUUGAAGUGGUCUUAAUCAAGUUAACUUUCUUUACCUCCCACCAGAACAGCAAUUGAUGCAUUUUCCUUCCAAAAGGAACCAAAAUGAAUAAAGAGCAGAGCAAAUAGCAUUGGCUAUCGCAUGAGAACUUUGCAACAUGUAAUUGAUCAGAUAAUUCACUCUUAAGAAUUAGCAACAAGAAUAGCAUUUUGCCACAGUGUUAGUGCUAUUAGUAUUAAGCAGAAAUACAUAUAUUUUUGAGCUAGGGACAAUGCAUCUGCAGAAAACAUUGAAGCAUGCUUAUCUCGAUGCUUUUGAUCAUAGCUGUGCAUAAAUGUACUUUGGCUCCAGAUUUACAUUUUCUCACCACAGAAUAAAUUAGGCCCAUUAUGCAAGUCAGCUCAUACUAAAAUAAAUUAUGCUUCCAGAAUAAAAGAUAGCAAAUGUAUCUGUUUCAGAAGAAAAACCAAAUUAAAUUACUAUAAGAUAUAGAGUCCCAUGUUAGCUUAAUUACUUAAUUUAUAUUUAGCACAAAUAUCUAUGAUACAUUAUAUUAGCACAAAUAUAUACAAGAGAUUUAUAUUAGCACAAAUUUCAUGAUAAAUAAUGCAAACCCAAUGUAGCAAAGAAUGUCAAUAGCAGAAAAAGGCAGAAACUGGAAUUAAAUGAUGUGAAGAGAAGGGAUGUUCUACAAAUAGCCAAAGAUCAAGUUAUGAAGAGUGCCAACACCAACUGCAUGGUAUGCAGAACCUCAUGGAUUAGAGAGUUAAAGCAACCUUGCCAGUCCUAUUCAGAUUCUUUUGCCUUAAAAGUCUAGAAAUAUAGGGAUUAUUUCUUGUGUGUGCAUUGUAUCUGCAGUUCUGAACUGUUGGGUAUGUGUAGUUACUCCCUGACACAUGAUUUAUAAUUCAAGGCUCUUUCCCCCUUCAGAUCGUAGCCUUUGGUGCAAACCUCAGGUGAGGUGCUGGGGAUGCAUCCGUAUGCAAUGCUAGCUCUGACUGGUAGGCAUCUAGAGGCCCACCCAUAAGUAUCUUUCUUCCAGCAAGGAUUCCAUCUCUUGGAUAACACGUGAAGCUAAACCCCCUGAUUAUGGAGGUGUAAUCUGAGGCUUUAGCGAUGGAGUUCACCAUUUAAAACUGCAAGUGAGGGAACCUAUGUUCACAUGUUCCGACAUGAACAUAUCUCCCUCUAUGCAAAAUAAUAAUAAUAAUAAUGGCAACUCGCAGCGUGACAGUGGAAAAGGUUCUAGGAUAAUGCAUCUAAUACAUUGAUGCAAAGAGAGUUUGGAGGAGCACUGGAACCUGAGACAUGGCAUGGGUAAUUUGAUCUGGUUCUUUGUAGAAGAAGCUGUCAAUCAUGAUAGGGCUGCAUGAGUAAAUGAGAUCCAAGACAUACGAGAAGAGACAAGUGCAAGGGGGCGAAUGUGAAGAUGGUUCUCAACCAGCCACAGUUCCUUAAGUAGACUUGGGUUUUUUUGUUGUUUUUUUUUGUCUUCACCUCUUAAGUUGCUCUUUCCCAAUGCUGUGCUGAAUCUAUUGCUUCAUUCUCAACUUGCUGCCUUGUGACUACUGAUGCAUGUGUCUCCUUUUUGUGAGAUUGCGCCUUUGGCUUUAGUUACCUCUCCUUUGACAUCAUAGCCCUUGUAUAUAUCCCCUUUCCCACGCUUGCUGAAUUUUGCAUUUGCUUCCUUCUAAUUGUGAGGUGGGAUGGGUGGGUUGCAGUUUCUCCUUGCUUCUGCCUUUUGACCUCUCAUUUGAGUCACAAGAGAGGAAUGUAAGAUCCAGGUCCUGCUGUGUCAAUACAGAAGGAGAGAGACAGUACCUCUCUAGGGACUUGUGCCUUUUGAAGAUAUAAUGCUACAAAAUGCCUCUUCAUGCCUGAACAGCUAUCAGACCCAGGAUGGGAGUCAGAAUGACCACUAGAUGGUAGCAAAGAGUUAGAGGGUUUUUUGUAUCUUUGCUGCCAUCUAUCAGACAACUAAACACUUACAGCACAGGUUUGAUAGCUAUACAUUCACAUUUUUUUGGAAAUCUUUUCCAUUGAUACCUGCAUUUGUAGCUUUGUGUUCUCCUCAUCUGUUUUUUUUCCUUUCCCUAAACAGUUGAGGGUUUUCCCCACCACUAAAUAUAAUAGCCGCUCAGAGCAAUAAUCACCCUUUUACCCAGCCUUGACCUUUCCCCAAGUCUAUGUAUAGGGUGUAUAUAUACAUGUAUAUAUUUAUAUUUAUAUUUAUAUGACAUGUUGCAGCUAUUCUAAUAAAAUGCGGUCUUUCUGCAA